AGGAGGUUCCGGCUUCCCGGCCGCCUGCAGGUGAGGACUGAGACGUAAAAACUGUCCCGGGUUCUGGCGUGCUUGCUUGGCCCGGGAGAGGAGUAUAUUCCACGCUCCGCCUGGAGCGGUGAUAAACCCUCUCUUCCGGAAUGGGAGCACGACGCCCCCAGGAGUCUGCGGGACACGAGAGGCCCGGAGAGUGCUGGAUCGGGAUGAGGUUACUUAAACUCCUUUUCUUCCUGCUCCCUAACACGUUCUCGGAACCCGCAGCUCUGAAAGGUUGCCCUGGAGGCCCCUGGCCAGGCCUGAGCCUCUGCCACCAUGGCCAUUGUGCACACUCUGCCUGUACCACUGGAGCCCGCUCCUGAGACUGCCACUGCCCCACAAACUCCAGCCAUGGGCAGUGUGAGCAGUCUCAUCUCAGGCCGGCCCUGUCCGGGAGGACUGGCUCCUCCACACCACCAUGGUGCCCCUGGCCCCACCUUCUUCCGCCAGCAGGAUGGGCUGCUACGGGGUGGCUAUGAGGCACAGGAGCCGCUCUGCCCAGCUGUGCCACCCAGGAAGGCUGUCCCUGGCACCAGCUUUACCUACAUUAAUGAGGACUUCCGGACGGAAUCACCCCCCAGUCCAAGCAGUGAUGUUGAAGAUACCCGAGAGCAACGGGCACACAAUGCCCACCUCCGAGGGCCCCCACCAAAGCUCAUCCCUGUCUCUGGAAAGCUGGAGAAGAACAUGGAGAAAAUUCUGAUCCGGCCAACAGCUUUCAAGCCAGUGCUGCCCAAACCUCGAGGAGCACCAUCCUUACCUGGCUUCCUGGGUCCUCGGACUGCUGGGCUGUCUGGGAGCCAGGGCAGCCUGACACAGCUGUUUGGGGGCCCAGCCUCCUCAUCCUCCUCUUCUUCCUCCUCUGCUGCUGACAAACCCUUGGCAUUGAGUGGUUGGGCCAAUGGCUGCCCAUCAGGAACACUGUCAGACUCUGGUCGAAAUUCUCUGUCUAGCUUGCCCACCUACAGCACAAGUGGUGCUGAACCGACUACCAACUCCCCAGGCGGGCACUUGCCCUCUCAUGGCCCUGGCCGAGGGGCACUGCCUGGGCCAACCCGAGGGGCCCCUACUGGGCCCUCCCACUCAGACAGUGGCCGAUCCUCCUCUAGCAAGAGCACAGGUUCCUUGGGGGGCCGUGUGGCUGGGGGACUCUUAAACAGUGUUGCCCGGGCCUCCCCUGGAAGCAGCUCUGGUGGAGACCGUUCUCCACCCCCUCCGCCCCCUCCACCCCCUUCUGAUGAGGCCCUGCUGCAGUGUGUCCUGGAAGGGAAGCUCCGAGACCGAGAGACAGAACUGCAGCAGCUACGGGACAGUCUGGAUGAGAGUGAAGCUACCAUGUGUCAGGCAUUUGGGGAGCAGCGGCGGCACUGGCCGAGAGAGCGGGAAGACUGUGUAGCCCAGGCACAGCAAGCCACACAGCGCAUCCAGCGGGCCCAACAGCUGCUUCAGCUGCAGGUGUUCCAGCUGCAGCAAGAAAAGCGACAGUUGCAGGAUGACUUUGCACAGCUGCUGCAGGAACGAGAACAGCUGGAACGACGAUGUGCCACCUUCGAGCGAGAGCAACGGGAACUCGGGCCACGGCUGGAGGAGACCAAAUGGGAGGUGUGCCAGAAAUCAGGCGAAAUCUCCCUGCUGAAGCAGCAACUGAAAGAGUCUCAGGCAGAGCUGGUACAGAAGGGCAGCGAGCUGGUGGCUCUGCGGGUGGCUCUGCGGGAGUCCCGGGCUGCCCUGCGGGUCAGUGAGGGACGGGCUCGUGGCCUGCAGGAGGCUGCUCGAGCUAGGGAGCUGGAGCUGGAGACCUGUUCCCAGGAGCUACAGCGGCACCGCCAAGAGGCAGAGCGGCUCCGGGAGAAGGCUGGGCAGUUGAAUGCGGAAGUGGCAGGACUCCGGGAGCCCCCUGUGCCACCUGCCACCGCUGACCCGUUCCUCUUGGCAGAGAGUGAUGAGGCUAAGGUGCAGCGGGCAGCGGCCGGGGCAGGGGGCAGCCUGCGGGCACAGGUGGAGCGGCUGCGGGCAGAGCUGCAGCGAGAGCGUCGCCGGGGAGAUGAGCAGCGGGACAGCUUUGAGGGGGAGCGGCUGGCCUGGCAGGCGGAGAAGGAACAGGUGAUCCGCUACCAGAAGCAGCUGCAGCACAACUACAUCCAGAUGUAUAGGCGUAACCGACAGCUGGAGCAAGAGCUGCAGCAACUCAGCCUGGAGCUGGAGGCCCGUGAGCUUGCUGAUUUGGGCCUGGCAGAACCGGCCCCCUGCAUCUGCCUGGAAGAGAUCACUGCCACUGAAAUCUAGGGCUUUGCAAGAGGCUUCAGGGCCUCUGCCAAGAAUCCAGGUGGCCCUGUGACUUAGAAGAGCAAGAUCAUACCCUAUAAAAGGUCCUUGUUCACUGUCACUCAGAAGUUUCAUCCUACCUACAUCACCAUUUCACUCCCCAGCUGCCCAUGCCACUGCCAGCCCUGUUUGCCCCAGAUGUUUGCCAGGCAACUCCAGCCAGGAGAACUGGGAAGAGAAAAGGGCUCUCCCCAUCUCCACACUCUACCUGCCCGAAACCAGAGAGAGCCAGGUGGCACCAGCUGCUCCAGAUGUGCCUGCUCCCACCAUGCCCAUAUUGAGGAACAGGGUUGGAGUCUGGGGUCUGAGCCCCAUAUCCUAUCUCAGCUCUGCAGCUUCUUAUGGGCUAAGGGGGUUGAAGUCAGACCAAAGGAAGAACACAGCAAUGUCAUUUAUUUGUGUUUGUGACCAAGCAGUCCCUCCUAGCACCCAGGUUUAUGGCCUCAUUUUCACUUGUAUAUUUUUCACACUGUAAAUUUCUUGUACAAAUCCAAAGAAAAAAUUAAAAAAGA
This is a messenger RNA of Nannospalax galili (Upper Galilee mountains blind mole rat), 2873 nucleotides long. RefSeq names its product leucine zipper tumor suppressor 2 (gene Lzts2). Gene Ontology annotation, biological process: negative regulation of canonical Wnt signaling pathway; cell division. Lineage: Eukaryota; Metazoa; Chordata; Mammalia; Rodentia; Spalacidae. The record is from RefSeq and is a predicted model, not a curated record. The transcript has 5 exons. Bases 313 to 2322 code for a protein of 669 amino acids.